Manis pentadactyla (Chinese pangolin) is the source of this 964-nucleotide messenger RNA. RefSeq names its product small proline-rich protein 2H-like. The record is from RefSeq and is a predicted model, not a curated record. NCBI's taxonomy places the organism in Eukaryota, Metazoa, Chordata, Mammalia, Pholidota, Manidae. The transcript has 4 exons. Gene Ontology annotation, cellular component: cornified envelope. The coding region runs from base 148 to 657 and encodes 169 amino acids.
ACAAGUGCAUCGCCCUGGUCCUGGGCCGUCCCCUGCCUGGAGCCGCCUGCUCCUUAUAAAAGGGCCUCCUCAGCACACGGAGGCUAUCCUGCCGACACUCAGCCCUAGACCUUCUGCGGAGCAUCGGAUUCCUCGGACCCAGGAAAGAUGUCUUACCAGCAGCAGCAGUGCAAGCAGCCCUGCCAGCCUCCCCCCGUGUUCAUACCUAAGUGCCCGGAGCCUUGCCCUCCACCUAAGUGCCCGGAGCCUUGCUCAGCCCCAAAGUGCCCGCAGCCGUGUCCUCCCCCUCCGUGCCAGCAGAAGUGUCCUCCCAAGUGCAAUCGCCUCCCUGCAGAGCUGAGGCCCCCUGGGUGCGGGCGGCAGCCGUGGCAGCCCCUCGGGAGCCGCAGUGCCACAGCCGGGGCCGGGAGGCCCGCGCCUGGCCCUUCAUGCAGCUGUGAUUCCUCGGACCCAGGAAAGAUGUCUUACCAGCAGCAGCAGUGCAAGCAGCCCUGCCAGCCUCCCCCCGUGUUCAUACCUAAGUGCCCGGAGCCUUGCCCUCCACCUAAGUGCCCGGAGCCUUGCCCAGCCCCAAAGUGCCCGCAGCCGUGUCCUCCCCCUCCGUGCCAGCAGAAGUGCCCCCCCUGCCAGCAGAAGUGUCCUCCCAAGUGCAAGUAACAGCGCCCGCACCGCCAAGGGUCAUGAAACGGAAAGACCCAGGCUCGUCUCAGUCCCAGGACCCCAUCACCCUCCUUUCUGCCGAGGUGACACAUGCGUCUUCUCUCAGCUCCCACCUGAGCUGACAGCUCACAGAGAAAAGGCCUGGUGCCUGAGCUGAUGCCAUGCGGCUGGACGACGCACAGCGACAUCAUUGCCUCAUCUCGCUCUGCCAUCUUCGUGUGUCACUGGGUGGCGAUCUCUGUUCUGUGAGCCUUUGAGCGGCUAUUCUUUUGCUUCUCUAAUAAAGCAAAUAUUUCAUGCAUGA